This is a messenger RNA of Dictyostelium discoideum AX4, 564 nucleotides long. It is a transcript of the gene ponK, whose product is annotated as ponticulin-related protein. The record is from RefSeq and is a predicted model, not a curated record. NCBI's taxonomy places the organism in Eukaryota, Evosea, Eumycetozoa, Dictyosteliales, Dictyosteliaceae. The transcript has a single exon. Gene Ontology annotation, cellular component: plasma membrane. Bases 1 to 564 code for a protein of 187 amino acids.
AUGAAAAAUUUAAUUUUAUUAUUUUUAUUAAUUUCAAUUAUUAAUUUAAUUCAAUCAUUACCACUUGAUAGUGUUAUUAAUUUUUAUGUAAAUUCAACAGUUGGAUCAUGUAAAGGAAAACAAUUAGAAGUUUCAUUAGAUGUUUGUAAUAAUGGUUGUUCAAAUUCUUUUAAAAUUACUUCUUCAAAAGAUAAUGUUAAUAAUUAUAAUUUUACAUCAUAUAUUGAAACUGAUGAUAAACAAUGUUUAACAAAUAAUUAUACAAUUAAUUUAUUCAAUUGUUCAAUUGAUAAUGCUGCUUUAGUUGGUCCAUAUUCUGUUAAAUGUAUCUUUAAAGAAACUCCAUCACCAUCAAAUUCUUCAAAUCCAUCACCUUCCCCAAAUACAACAUCUUCAUCAUCCUUAUCUUCAUCAUCGUUAAAUUCAAAUGAACCAAAUCAAACUACAAAACCUCCAAAAACAAAUGAACCUCAAAAAAAUAAUUCAACAAGUAAUAUUCCAAACUUUUUUGCAAUUUUUGGUUUUUUAGUUUUAAUUAUUUUUAUUUUGGGUGAUAAAAUCUAA